GCUUGGGUGCAAUGCCCCUAAAAGGGCGAGGCUUAUUCGAAACCCCAAAUUCAGAAAAGCCAGCCAGACCUUGGAAGUUUAAGAAGGUGGAAGGCAGAUCGCGGAACCAGUGUUCUGAUAGUUGUGGUUCUCUGAGGGAAGCCAAUUCUGGGGACCGGUAGUGGAAAGCUCUUGCGCUGUUUCCGGCCACCUCAGCGGGAAGCGGAGACGCAAGCAGCUGGAUCUCCGGUAGCUGAGACAUAGGGAAUAACUGUUGUCGCGGCGGAAGAAGUGAGGACGACGCCAACGGCCUUCCGGGCCUGUGUUGGAUCCCCAUAAUUUGUGAAGAUGGUGUUGCUAACAAUGAUCGCCCGAGUGGCUGACGGGCUCCCGCUGGCCGCCUCGAUGCAGGAGGACGAACAGUCUGGCCGGGACCUUCAACAGUAUCAGAGUCAGGCUAAGCAACUCUUUCGGAAGUUGAAUGAACAGUCCCCUACCAGAUGUACCUUGGAAGCAGGAGCCAUGACUUUUCACUACAUUAUUGAGCAGGGGGUGUGUUAUUUGGUUUUAUGUGAAGCUGCCUUCCCUAAGAAGUUGGCUUUUGCCUACUUAGAAGAUUUGCACUCAGAAUUUGAUGAACAGCAUGGGAAGAAGGUGCCCACUGUGUCCCGACCCUAUUCCUUUAUUGAAUUUGAUACCUUCAUUCAAAAAACCAAGAAGCUCUACAUUGAUAGUCGUGCUCGAAGAAACCUAGGCUCCAUCAACACUGAAUUACAAGAUGUGCAGAGGAUCAUGGUGGCCAAUAUUGAAGAAGUGUUACAACGAGGAGAAGCACUCUCAGCAUUGGAUUCAAAGGCUAACAAUUUGUCCAGUCUGUCCAAGAAAUACCGCCAGGAUGCGAAGUACUUGAACAUGCGUUCCACUUAUGCCAAACUUGCAGCAGUAGCUGUAUUUUUCAUCAUGUUAAUAGUGUAUGUCCGAUUCUGGUGGCUGUGAAAUAAUGAAUACAGUCACUGGUAAGGGAGAAUCUAGAACCCAGUAGGUGUAUAUUUUCAGGAAACUGAGCUCACAGAGAUGUGUAUUAGAAUCCAAGUGGAACUUCUGCCUCUAAAGACCUUGAAAGAAAAGAGAUGUCCUGAAAAUGAAAGGUUACACCUCAUUUAAUGAAGCUUAACCCUAUGUAGAAAGUCUGUUUCAGGGGCAGAGGCUUUCUCUGGGUGCUAAGCCAUAUAUGUUAGGGAACAGUAGAUUGUUAUUUCGUUUUUUUCCCUUCCAGUGCAUUUUAAAAACAGCACUGACUGGGGCAUUCUCAUUCUCUAAUGGAGCCAUCAAUGAGAUUUAGUCAACCUGUGCUAGCAACAUUCUGAAAUUCCUUCAAAGAAGGCAGUCCUUUGGGAAGGUUUUUUUUUUUUUUUUUUUUUUUUGACUCUAAUCAACAUUCCUUUUGUUGGUGACAUUUGUGAUUUUCAAUAAUCUGAGUUUUUGAUGGCCUUUUAAACAAGACUCCAGUAUGUGAAGGUUAAUUGCUGUGCUCCACAGAUCUUGUCUAUUGGCCCCUGUAGAAAGUUAACCUUUGUUGUUUUCCUUUUAUAAUUUGCUUAUUGCACAAUUGCUUUAGGGUUAAGUGAAUUAUAUGAAGAUACCUUGAAAUUAUAGCACUCUUCGAUUAAGAAGCUACAAUGUUUCUCUCAUUUACUCCUUAAACAGAAUACUUAAAUUAGUCUGGGUCAUUAUUACUUUUAUUUUGCAGCAUUUGUUUUGUACUAGUGUAAGACCAAGUAUAGGAUAUGGAUGAGGCCCCUGGCUUCAUGAGAAGAAAGGAAGGCCCAGGUUAUAAUUACAGCUUUCUCCUGCCCCUUCUUUACUUUCUCUACCACAAUUUUCUCCACUGUUUGUUUUCCUCCUGCCACAAUUUGCUAACAUUUAAAAAAUUUUCCUGCACCCAGUAGUUUCAUGUCCUGUAGACAUCCUCUUAGGACAUUCUCAAAUUUCAAAAUAAAAAAUAUUCAUUUAUGUAGUUAAUUAAAUUUAAAGUUUUUGCAGAUCAACUACUCAAACUACUAAAUACAUUUACCUGAGAAAAAGUCUCUGAGAGCACUUCAUUCCUGUUUUGGUUCAUGUAAAUUCUCUGAGAAUGUUCUAGAGAUAGAUAACUCAUUUACAGUGGUUUCUAUUAACUAAUUAAAGUACCCAUGAUUUUUUCCUUUUCUGCUCAGGGAUAAUGGGGAUUUCCUUUUACCUUCUGAGGUAGAAUUUUUUAAUGGGGAAAAUAGGCCUUUUAAAUAUUAUCGCAAGGGUCUACAAUAUAACGUAAAACUCCUGUACAUACUGCAGAUACUUCUUUAAAUUGUACAGGAAAAUGAGCGAACUUUUUAUUUCUUAAUAUCUUUGGCGAAAACUUUAACCAGUAAGCAAUUUUAUAACCCUGAGGGAUCCUCAAAGAUACUAUCCUGAUUCCUGGUAGGAAAAAAAUAUUAUUUCCUUAUAACAAGGCAAGGAGGAAUGCUAUUUUAUUCCUGAUAAUUUAUAGAACUAGAAUUUUUUUUUCUUUUAUGGACCUAAAUCUGCCAAUUGGGAAUUUUGUGCAUGCAAUAUGAAGUUACUUUUUAUAGAUAAUAAGUGCUUUUAAGUCCCUAAAAGGCUCCUGCCUAAGUAAUGAUGAUGUUGAUAAUAAAAGCCUUUGAAAGGCUGAAAACCUAAAUAGUGGUACCAUAGUAUUUGGAGCUUCUAUAGGAGUGGAGAGGGGCAGCUCAUUGUUGAGAGUUGCAUGCUGCAACCUAAUGGUCAGCAAUGAAAUAAAUACUUCUAGAAUAUUCA
This is a messenger RNA of Piliocolobus tephrosceles (Ugandan red Colobus), 2796 nucleotides long. It is a transcript of the gene SEC22B, whose product is annotated as SEC22 homolog B, vesicle trafficking protein. The transcript is spliced from 5 exons. Gene Ontology annotation, biological process: retrograde vesicle-mediated transport, Golgi to endoplasmic reticulum; endoplasmic reticulum to Golgi vesicle-mediated transport. The record is from RefSeq and is a predicted model, not a curated record. Gene Ontology annotation, cellular component: membrane. NCBI's taxonomy places the organism in Eukaryota, Metazoa, Chordata, Mammalia, Primates, Cercopithecidae. Gene Ontology annotation, molecular function: SNAP receptor activity. Bases 328 to 975 code for a protein of 215 amino acids.